Molecule: messenger RNA, 1317 nt
Organism: Vigna radiata var. radiata (mung bean)
Lineage: Eukaryota; Viridiplantae; Streptophyta; Magnoliopsida; Fabales; Fabaceae
Exons: 1
Coding region: 219-608 (129 amino acids)
Source: RefSeq, a predicted model, not a curated record
AGGGUGUGAAAAGAUCAACAUUAGCCUAAAAAAUCACACCAGUAUAACUUCAGGCCAUGCUGGCCUUCUCUAUAUAAAGGUCCUCAUCAUUACAAAUCUCAAUUAGAAUUUAGAAGAGAGGUGAGAGAGAGAACACUCCUUGUGCUCCACCAAUAUCACAGCAACACUCUUGUGAAACUGAUUCCUGGCCAUUUUGCAAAUAAACACUGACCACGUACAUGGCUUCCCAUAGUGUUGUAAGAUCCAAGAGACUAAUGCACCGUGCAGCCUCUUAUGGAGAAAGAGGGAGCCCUUGCUCACUAUCUCAUCUCCAAAACUAUGAAUAUCUCCGAAUCCAACCCCAAGGUAACUUCAAAGAACAUCAUACUAACAACAUGGAACGUGAAAAGGGUACAAAACGUGGCACAAACCGAGGUAGACAACAAGCACAAAAGCUUCACAGGUUGGGCUUCUCAUACCUUGCAUCUUCUUUUCUUUACAUAGUCAUAAAGGUUAAAGCCUUCUACAACGGAUUCCUUGGAGAGGUUUCUACUGAGGCAAAAACAAUGAGCAUUGAAGCACCAAUGACUACUGAGACAUACUUCUCAGUGCCAGUUCUUCCAAAUUAAUACAGUUCCUCCCUCAGUAGGGGCAACAUGCAUGUUCUCAUGUCUGGUUCAUACUAUGUUGGAGCACAUAAAGCAGAAAAUAAAAAAUGUCCCGAGUGUUUAUAUUAUUAAAAUUCAGUAGAAAUUUGUAAUCAGGUUUUGACUGGAGUUGCACUUCUAUGGGCAGGUUUCUUGAGAAGUUCCCUGCUGGAUUAUGAAGUAAAAGUACAUUUUUAGGGAACUAAUUGUAAUUAUGUAAUAAAUAAAAGUUGAACAAAUGUUAUGUUCUACAUAUUGAUGACUUUUUUUUUCCAAAAAGUUGCUCAAGUGCUAAUUAACUACAUAAGUAUAUGUGUGUUAGUUAAGAAUAACUAAUUGCACCACUAAAACAUUGAAUACAAAUGUUACAUUUUGAAAGUUCUGACAAAGUCGAGAUAUUUGAACUAAUACUAUAUUUUUAAGAAUCGUUUCAAGCUCAGAGGCUAUGAUUUGAUUAGACCAGCAAACGUUAUUCCAGAAGAUUCAGAUAUACACAUUUACAUUGUUCCAACUAAACUUGAAUGUGAAAUUAGCUAGCCCACAUAUAUUCUAUUCCUGUGUCAAAAUAAGUUCACCAGAAUUUGUAGAAAAUUCCAGAACAUGGACUAACAUAUGCCAAGUUCCCACUAUGAGACGAGUCAUGAAUUUGUUACCACUCUACUUGGUGGAUUUGUUUGGGUUCUUCAGCAGU